UGAGCAAGGAUUGGAAGCUACAAACCAAUCGCGUGCGAGUCAUACUAACCACGUGGUUCAACUAGCGAAUCAAAUCGCCAGCCUGAACUCAGAGCGAGUUGUAUGAGCAAACCGAAGCAGAGGUUUGUGGCCAGGCACAGACAUCCACGCAGUGUGAUAUAAGGAAGAGGAGGUGAAAGGCGAGCGAAAAGCGAUUGAAGCGAGAAACGCAGGGAGGUGAUACAGGAAGACAGAGCGUGAAUUACGGUCAGAAGAGGUGCAAACACUAUGGCGCUUUCUAAAAAGAGAAAAGUAGAUGCCGAAAAUCGAGCGUUCAACACGGAAUGGACUGAUGCAUACAUGUUCAUUCUUCCACCCGCGAGCACGAAACCAGUGUGCCUCAUAUGCUCCGAAACCGUGGCACUUAUUAAAAGUGCCAAUGUCAAGCGUCACUAUGAGACUAAGCACAAAGCAUUUGACCAAUCAUACCCCCCUAAGUCCGAACUCHGGACGCAGAAAAUUCGAAGUCUCACUGCCCAAUAUGAUCAGUCCACCAGGGUAUUAAGCCGURCUUUCAGCGCACAACAGCGUGCUAAUGAAUGUUCCCUCCGUGUUGCUUGGGUUUUAGGGAAACACAAAAAGCCCUUUACAGAUGCAAGUAUUGUCAAAGAGUGCAUGACUGAAAUUUGUGAUCUGAUGACAGCUGUCCGCUCAUUUCAACGAAAACUUCAGGUGUAUAAAGAAGAUCUGCAAGGAGACUACACACACUUCCCAAAAGUGAAAGAACAGGUGCAGGGYCAYAGAGAUGUCUCCUCUUUUGYUGACUUUGUUGACAAGUUGAUUGAAAACUUCAGCRAACGCUUUGAUAGCUUCAGCAUUGGAGAGGAGCUCACCCUCUUCAUACAGAAUCCAUUUCUCAUCACUGAUGUCAGAGCAUUCACAAAUGAUGUCACACAUCMCUUCAAGUGGGCAAMCACUGGGCCUCUCCAGAUGCAAAUGAUUGACCUCCAGGCAGAUGUGGCCCUGAAAGAGCAGUUUGCAAGAACCGAAUCUACCACAUUCUGGCUCCAGAUGGUUUCUGAGACAGCUUUCCCAGAUCUGAAAAAAGUGGCCCUGUUUAUCUUGACCAUGUUCGGCUCCACAUACAGCUGUGAGGCAGCGUUCUCUACAAUGAACAUAAUAAAAACAAAAUAUCGUUCCAAGCUCACCAAUGAGCAUCUGCACAUGUGCAUGAGAAUGGCCCUGACCUCCUUCAMGCCCAGAUUUAAAAUGUUGGCAGGGCAAGUCAAAGCUCAAUUCUCACACUGAGCAAGGAAAUUGGGGGAAGACAGAUGUAAGAGAAAUCUGUAAGAGAAAUAGUUCAGGUGUUUUGAGAGUUGUUUUGUUGAGCAGAAAUAUUGAGAUUGUUGAAUCAAAAGGAAACUGAAGCUGCUAUUUUUUAUUAAGCACUUUCUUUAUUUUUGAAUACAUAAUUUAGUUAUUUUUAAUUUAAACUGCAGCCACAUAAUAUUAUCCUGUGUUUCAGUGCUAAUAAACUUCUUUGAAAUUAUUUUAACCUGUAUUAUUAUUUUUUUUAACACCAUGUAUUCCGAUAUUGUCAUACUGCAAAUAGACGAUAU
This is a messenger RNA of Poecilia reticulata (guppy), 1598 nucleotides long. Lineage: Eukaryota; Metazoa; Chordata; Actinopteri; Cyprinodontiformes; Poeciliidae. The record is from RefSeq and is a predicted model, not a curated record.